Molecule: messenger RNA, 1413 nt
Organism: Papaver somniferum (opium poppy)
Lineage: Eukaryota; Viridiplantae; Streptophyta; Magnoliopsida; Ranunculales; Papaveraceae
Product: polygalacturonase-like
Exons: 4
Coding region: 19-1218 (399 amino acids)
Biological process (GO): carbohydrate metabolic process
Molecular function (GO): polygalacturonase activity
Source: RefSeq, a predicted model, not a curated record
UCCACGAUCACUACUCUAAUGGCAGGAACUACUUCUCAUCUGCUCUUGAUUUUCUUCAUCUUGUUCCUUUCUUCAACAUCAUUGUCAGCAUCAUCAUUACGCAAAGCCAGAAAACAAUUCAAUGUUGAAGAUUUUGGAGCAAUCGGGGACGGAAAAACCGAUGCCAGUCCGGCGUUUUUGAGAGCAUGGGGUAAAGCAUGUCAGUGUUCAGAUGUUCACACUACGAUUUACGUACCACGGAAGAGGUUUUUUCUUCGUUCCGUUGAUUUUCAAGGACCUUGUAGAGGCUCAAGCAUCAUGGUUCAUUUAGAUGGAAGUAUUCUUGUUUCUCCACAAUAUUUAGAAAUGGGGUUUCAGGAAGAUUGGAUAAGGUUUGUAGAUGUCAACGGGUUGGCGAUUGUCGGAGGAUAUCUUGAUGGCCGGGGGAAACAAUUAUGGUGGUGUAAAGAGAAUUCGCAAAAAUGUCCACCUGGAGCGACGUCGCUUUCGGUUUACGGUUCGAAAAACGUCGUGAUCAGAAAUUUAACGUCGGUUGAUGCUAAGUUAUAUCACGUUGUCAUUCAUUCCUGUGAGAAUAUCAAGAUUGAGGGGGUUAAAAUUUAUGCUCCAUCUGAUAGUCCAAAUACUGAUGGCAUACAUGUGCAAAAUGCACUGAAUGUUCAUGUUCUAAGAACGGCUAUUAAAACUGGAGAUGAUUGCAUUUCAGUCGGUCCAGGCACUAGAAACUUGCGGAUUAAUCGAAUUGCUUGCGGACCUGGACAUGGAAUAAGUAUUGGGAGCUUAGGGAAAGGAUUGGAAGAAGAGGGAGUUUCAAAUGUGACAGUAACAAAUGCUGUGUUUACUGGAACAACAAAUGGUUUAAGAAUCAAAUCAUGGGGAAGGCCGAGUAAUGGGUUUGUUAGAGACGUCUUUUUCAAACGAGUUCUGAUGAAUAACGUUGAAAAUCCGAUUGUUAUUGAUCAGAAUUACUGUCCCUGGGAUGAAGGUUGCCCUAGCCAGCACUCUGGUGUAAAAAUCAGUCACGUAACGUAUACAGACAUUAAAGGAACUUCUGCAUCUCAAGUUGCAGUGAAAUUCGAUUGCAGUCCGAUCUCUCCGUGCAAAGGAAUUCGUUUGAGAGACAUAAAACUUACUUACCAGCAUCAACCUGCAGAAUCUGUCUGUAACAACAUACUUGGAGUUGCACAUGGUGAAAUUGAUCCGCCUAGCUGUUUAUAAAUGUUUUUAGCAUUAUCUCUAUUGAUCUUCUAUUGAGCAGAAACUUGGAUAAAUUUUUAUUUGUCUCACGACUUGCCUAUCUAAGUUCAGACUACUUGUAUUGUUUGUUUUUCUGUUGUUGAAUCAAAAGAUGAACUCCUAGUUCAGACUGAUAGUUCUAGCAAUGUGGUUUUUCAACUCUGACCUUAUUUUGAA